CGAUACAAACAGUGAUGGAAAACAUAUGAGCAGUAACAAGUUUGAAUCUUGCUCCUCAGCACUAACAUGGACUAAUCUGUGGGGGCAGUUUACUCCUGCAUCACACAGGGCACAGCUACACCAGGGGCUGUGCUGGGGGUGUCUUUUCUUUUUCAGUCUAACAUCUUAUCCUUUCUUCUUAAAUAGUGCUUGAGAACUUUUACUUUAUAGAUAAGCCAUACAUAGUGGAUACACUCUAUUCUCAAGAGGACUGCUCUCUUCUGACAAGUCCUAGGCCUGCCCUCUGUGUGAGACAGCAUGAAGGAGUAUGUGCUCCUCCUGUUGGUGGCCUUGUGCUCUGCCAAACCCUUGCUUAGCCCUUCACACUUGGCGGUGAAGAGCAUGAUGCUGAGGGAUAUGGAAGACACAGACGACGACAACGAUGAUGACGACGAAGACGACAAUUCUCUCUUUCCAACCAGAGAGCCAAGGAAUCCCUUCUUCCCAUUCGACCUUUUUCCAACAUGCCCGUUUGGAUGUCAGUGCUACUCAAGAGUUGUGCAUUGUUCUGAUCUAGGUUUGACCUCAGUCCCAAGCAACAUCCCGUUUGAUACACGAAUGGUUGACCUUCAAAACAAUAAAAUUAAGGAAAUCAAAGAAAAUGACUUUAAAGGACUCACUUCACUUUAUGCUCUCAUUCUGAACAACAACAAGCUAACAAAGAUCCACCCCAAAACCUUUCUAACCACCAAGAAGCUGCGAAGGCUGUACUUGUCCCACAACCAACUCAGUGAAAUACCUCUUAAUCUCCCCAAAUCAUUAGCAGAACUCAGAAUUCAUGAUAAUAAAGUUAAAAAAAUACAAAAGGAUACAUUUAAAGGAAUGAAUGCUUUACAUGUUUUGGAAAUGAGUGCAAAUCCUCUUGAAAACAAUGGGAUAGAGCCGGGUGCAUUUGAAGGAGUGACUGUGUUCCACAUCAGAAUUGCUGAAGCAAAACUGACCUCAAUUCCUAAAGAGCUACCAACGACUUUACUGGAGCUUCAUUUAGACUAUAAUAAAAUUUCAACUGUGGAACUUGAAGACUUUAAAAGAUACAAAGAACUGCAAAGACUGGGCCUGGGAAACAACAGAAUCACAGAGAUUGAAAAUGGAAGUCUUGCUAAUAUUCCACGUGUGAGGGAAAUACAUUUGGAAAACAAUAAACUAAAAAAAAUCCCUUCCGGAUUACAAGAAUUGAAAUAUCUCCAGAUAAUCUUCCUUCAUUCUAAUUCAAUUACAAAAGUGGGAGUGAAUGACUUCUGUCCGACAGUGCCAAAAAUGAAGAAAUCUUUAUACAGUGCAAUAAGUUUAUUCAACAACCCAGUGAAGUACUGGGAAAUACAACCUGCAGUAUUUCGUUGUGUUUUGAGCAGAAUGAGUGUUCAGCUUGGAAACUUCAGAAAGUAGUCGUAAUUAGUAAUGUCCAUUUGAUGUAAAAUUCAGAAAGUCUUACAUUUGGGAUACUUGAACUCUAUUGGUCAUGGUAAUAUUAUACACACAAGCGAAAAUCUAUUACUGUGCGGUAAGUUCUCUGCCUUAUUUUAUGACAAAAAAUUUCAAUAGAAUUUUGCCAAACUAUUGAUAUAUAAAGAUUAAGAGAAAAGCAUUUAUUGCGGUUUCCUUUUGCAUACAAAUUAGUCUGCAUAAAUCUCAUGCUUAACCAUUCCUUUCUCAGUAACAAAAAAGGACAUUUAGUAUUUAAUAUGUUGUUAACAAGUACCUUCUUUAAAAGGACUGGACUGUAAGUGGAAUGCUUGACUUAACAAAAUUUGUGCUCUAUCACUUGCUGUUAGAAACACAAAACAGACAAGAACACUUAGAGAAGAGUAUAUUAUUCUAUUCUUACUCUUUCUUUAAUAACUUGGGUAGUACUGUAAUGAUUUCUUCUCAUGCUGAAAUAUGGUUUGAUAUAAUCCUAUUGAAAUUCCCUCUCUGAUGUUGACAACUGUUUUUACACUAAAGUCAUCAGCAGUGUUCAUCGCCGAGGCAACAGUUGCUGUCCACCCCAGAGGAGGUUGGGGUGCAGUGCGUGUGCUUCUUCUAAUUAUUACUACGUUGGUAUAAAACCGCUGUAUAAGUGUGCAGUGAGUAUUUAUGUAGAAUCUGCAACUCACAUUGUUAUUAUCAGUUAUUAUAAGCUUUAAAUAGCAUGUCGAGUGUUAUGUUACAGAACGCUGUCACCUCAAGUCUAAGGAGUAUUUCUGAAAUGUCCCUUUCAAAGAUCUUGUUUGGAAAAGACUGGACACUAUCAAUUCGACCAAUAUGUCUCUUCAGAAACAGACGGACUGCAAACUCUGCGAAACUCACCUGGCAUAACCACACAGGCAGAGCAUCGAACAGAACAGACGAAACAAUGCUCUGUAUGGAAGUUAACAGUGUUUCGUGUGUUUUUCAUUGACAUUUAACAAUACAUUCAAUUAGGAAACAGAGAAAACAUUAAAAUUAUUGGUCUGAA
Messenger RNA from Tupaia belangeri chinensis (Chinese tree shrew), 2473 nucleotides. RefSeq names its product asporin (gene ASPN). The transcript has 8 exons. Lineage: Eukaryota; Metazoa; Chordata; Mammalia; Scandentia; Tupaiidae. Gene Ontology annotation, molecular function: protein binding. The record is from RefSeq and is a predicted model, not a curated record. Bases 298 to 1425 code for a protein of 375 amino acids.